AUGUCAACAUCGACUAUAGCAUCUACAUCAACAGCAUCAGGAUCUGUAGGAGGCCACCUCACUAAGAAGCAACGCAAAGAGAAAUUUGAGGCUUUAAGUACAUUACAAACACAACUCGACGUCUCGGUUUCACUAGCGCGCAACAAAGUCUCCUCUUGGCUCAACGUAGACGCAUUUUCAGAUGACGAGCAUGAUAACAAUGGUUCGGGAGGGUUUGCAGCUGCAACUGUCGUUAAGCCAAGGCAGCCAGGUCUCGGACUUGGAGCUAAAUUCAUCUCUCAUAAAGAUCAAAUGCGUCACGUUCCUAUGAAUGCUUUUGAAUCAAAAUUGAAGCGUCAAUUAACAGGAGGCACUGUACAGGCCGACAUUCAGCGUGCAGAAGCCGCUGCAAAGAAUGAUUUGCCAGACAAGUACAUGGAGCACAAAUUAAUGAUGGCUGCUCGUCGGAAAGAGUUGCAGGAGAAAGCUGAGGAUGAGGAGGACAGUAGGACACGAAAUAUCGGUGGCGGAUCAAAUAAGACAAACACUUCCAUAUCACCGAAUGAUAUUGUUAAACCACCUCAAGAAGCAUUGUCAUCAUCGCUGCCAUCACAUCAGGGAAAGAAGAAGAAUAAAGAUCAAAAGAUCAAAUACGAAGCUACAGUUCAUCCUGCGGUCUUAAAUGGAGCACCACCACCAGAACAUAAUGUUGAAUCUUCACAAUCAAUGCCCAAAGUCUCGGCACAUUCUUCUUCAACAAAGAAGCGACCAACUGACUUCUUUUCAACAUACAUGGACGAGCGUGCAAAUAGGAUGGCAAAAAAGAAAAAGAAAAGCCAGGCUAAAGCAGAGUCUGAUGAUGAAUAA
Messenger RNA from Lobosporangium transversale, 846 nucleotides. RefSeq lists its product as hypothetical. The transcript is spliced from 2 exons. Bases 1 to 846 code for a protein of 281 amino acids. Lineage: Eukaryota; Fungi; Mortierellomycota; Mortierellomycetes; Mortierellales; Mortierellaceae. The record is from RefSeq and is a predicted model, not a curated record.